AUGUCUUCAAUCUCAUCCGGUGACUCGAAAUUUACCACCUCGCAAACGCCAGAAGGCCUACUAGAUCUAUCACAUCCAUCUCAAGUCACUCCCGACCCAGAAGCUCCAACAUCGUAUCAGCGCACCAUCUACACCUCACUAAAAGCAUCGAAGUUCUCUACCAACUCCUUAGCAUGGCCGUCGCUCGCACGAGCCGCUGUUCCAGCGGCAAAUUUCGGGUAUGUCCACGACAGCGCGGGACGAGGCUCAACAUGUGCGAAUAACGUAGCUGCGUUUAACAAUUACCGUCUCAAGCCAUCUAUGCUUGUUAAUGCCACGCGUCGUGAUCUGUCCGUUGAAUUGUUUGGAAAACGCUAUGCGAAUCCACUUCUUGUGGCGCCAGUCGGUGUCCAGGAGAUCAUGCAUCGUGACGGUGAAGUCGCUACUGCAAAGGCAUGUAAAAAUGUCAACGUGCCGAUGAUAUUGAGUACGGCUGCUACCAGGAGUAUCGAACAGGUCGCAGAGGCGAACGAGGAUGGAGAGAGGUGGUUUCAGCUCUACUGGCCAAGGAGCGAGUACGAAGACAUCACUGCGAGUCUGUUAGACCGCGCCAAGAAGGCCGGAUACGGCGUACUCGUCGUGACCCUGGAUACGUUCACGAUAGGAUGGAGGCCUGUUGAUCUCGAUACAAGCUAUUUGCCAUUCUUGUGGGGUCAGGGAUGUGCCGUAGGGUUCUCAGAUCCGGUAUUUCAGAGGAGAUUUCAGCAGGCGUUGACGUUGGACACGAGGACUACAAGUGAGAAGAUGAGGGAGGUCGGUGAUUUGCUACUGCGGCCGGGCACACCUUGGGGAGCGUUAAAGGUUCUAAGAAAUCUAAGAACAUUACAGAGGAGUAAGAUGUGGUUGGAUGUGAUGAAUAGUGGUACAUAUAGAGAUUGGAAAGACAUCCAGAUACUAAGAAGACUAUGGGGCAAUGGUCCGAUUGUGCUCAAGGGCAUUCAGAAGCUGGAAGAUGCACACAAGGCUAUCGACGCUGGUGUUGACGGAAUUGUGGUUUCGAAUCACGGUGGCAGACAGUUGGAUGGUGCCAUUGCAAGCUUGGACGCACUGAGAGAGAUAUGCACCGAUGAGAGGGUGAGGAGAAGUGGUCUGACAGUUCUUUUUGACAGCGGUAUUCGCACAGGGACUGAUGUGCUCAAGGCCAUGUGUCUUGGCGCCAAGGCUGUCCUUAUUGCCAGACCAUAUAUGUACGGACUAGCAUUUGGUGGACAGCAGGGUGUCGAGCACGUUUUGAAUUGUUUGCUUGCAGAAAUUGACAAUGGUCUUGGUCAAAUGGGCAAAAAGAAUUUGAAGGACCUGAAUAGGGGCGACCUUCAGAUUCAAGCGAGAUUGUGA
This is a messenger RNA of Lithohypha guttulata, 1374 nucleotides long. RefSeq lists its product as uncharacterized. Gene Ontology annotation, molecular function: oxidoreductase activity; FMN binding. The coding region runs from base 1 to 1374 and encodes 457 amino acids. The transcript has a single exon. The record is from RefSeq and is a predicted model, not a curated record. NCBI's taxonomy places the organism in Eukaryota, Fungi, Ascomycota, Eurotiomycetes, Chaetothyriales, Trichomeriaceae.